Leptosia nina is the source of this 393-nucleotide messenger RNA. NCBI's taxonomy places the organism in Eukaryota, Metazoa, Arthropoda, Insecta, Lepidoptera, Pieridae. The record is from the annotation of a GenBank genome assembly.
AUGUAUAAUAUUAAAAUAUUCAGUUCUAGUGGCUCUCGCUCACGUUAUUCCCGCUCCGACCAGCAUGCGCCGGCGCAUCCGCCUACCGUUGUGGUGACGCCGAUGCCUCGUCGCUCCGUCUUCAGGGACGCUGCAGCCGUGGCCGGUGGUGUCACUGUGGGGACGACCAUGGGUCAUCUUGCGGGAGAGGCUAUCAGCAGCAUGUUCACGGGCCGACGGCGAGAAGAGGUGGUACACUCACUACCGCAGAACUACCAGCUUGGCACGGAACCGAGCGGACCUUGCGCCUACGAGAUCGCCCAGUUCCUGCAGUGCGCUGCGAACCGCGAGAACCUGCAGGAGUGUGAGGCCUUCAACGAAGCCCUGAGGGAGUGCAAGCGGAGGAACCGUUAG